Talaromyces marneffei is the source of this 1851-nucleotide messenger RNA. RefSeq lists its product as uncharacterized. Bases 1 to 1851 code for a protein of 616 amino acids. The transcript is spliced from 2 exons. NCBI's taxonomy places the organism in Eukaryota, Fungi, Ascomycota, Eurotiomycetes, Eurotiales, Trichocomaceae. Gene Ontology annotation, molecular function: oxidoreductase activity. The record is from RefSeq and is a predicted model, not a curated record.
AUGUCCGCCAUUAUAGAACAUCAAACCCUCGCCUUCAACGAAGGCGAGAUAGCCCUUCACGACAAACUCCACGUCCCCCACGGAGAUAACCCCACGAGUACAUUUCUCAAUCAAUAUGGACAAUUCAUGGUACCGCGUGCCCCGUUGAUAGGUCUAGGAGCAUUAGACGAUGAUGGCAGACCAUGGUCAACGGUAUGGGGCGGAGAAACGGGAUUUUCAUCUGUGAUUGAUACUGAUAUUGUGGGUAUGAGGGCUGUAGUUGAUAGACUUCAUGACCCUGUUGUCAAUAGCUUGUUCGGGGAUGCCAAGGGUACUAAUGGCUCUACUAUCAGGACAAAUCGUCAGGGUAAGAUGGUUUCUGGUGUUACUAUUGAUUUGGAGAAUAGGAAAAGGGUCAAGUUAUAUGGGAAAGUCAUUAUGGGCACCUUGGAGGAUCCUGAAGAUGAAGGUAACUUAGGACUGGAAGGGAAGCGCGGUCAUGCUCAGUUAGUUGUGAAGAUUGAAGAAAGUCUAGGAAACUGUCCCAAAUAUCUCCACAAAAAACACAUCAUACCUGCUAUCCCACAACCAAAACUCAUCUCAGCCUCCUCUCAACUGUCUCCCCAAGCAAUAGAACUCAUCAACAAGGCAGACUGCUUUUUCAUAUCCUCAUACCACCAAAAUACAGACAUGGACACAAACUACCGUGGCGGCCCCUCAGGAUUCGUCCGAAUAAUAUCAAACCAGCCCGAAGGCGCCGUCCUCGUAUAUCCCGAAUACUCCGGAAAUCGUCUCUAUCAGUCACUAGGAAACCUGAUGAUGAACCACCGGGCGGGUCUUAUAUUUCCGGACUUUGAGAGGGGUGAUGCGGUUUAUAUGACUGCCGAGACUGAGAUUCUCAUCAAUGACGAUGCAGAUGCAAUUCUACCAAGAUCAAACCUUGCCGUGAAGAUGACCAAUGUAGAGGCACGAUAUGUUGAGAAGGCAUUGGGAUUCAGGGGUAUACCGGUUGAUAUAUCGCCAUAUACACCUCCAGUCCGAUAUCUACGGUCAGAAAAGGAGCAGUCGCUCUCUACAGCAGCAAAUGAAGGGAAGACUACAGCCCGGCUAGUAUCAAGAAAAAUAUUGAGUCCGUCGAUUGCUAGAUUCCGCUUCAAGCUUUCCAGCACUGAUAGCAAAAUACCUACAUAUAAACCUGGCCAACAUGCCGUAUUUUCAUUUAAAGAUGAACUUGACAUGGGAUACAGUCAUAUGCGUGAUGACGAUCCUCUAAGUCUCAACGAUGACUACACCCGAACGUUUACUGUAUCAUCUUUUUCGGGACAAAAAGGGUUGCCAGAUGAUGAAUUUGAGAUCACAGUCCGAAAGAAUCGCAACGUGACUACUCGUCUGUUCCAGUGGAAUCCUUGCACGCAGCUCGAGGUGCCAAUGUUGGGCUUUGGGGGUAGUUUCAAGAUUGAAACAUCACGAACAAGCAACGACGUCGUCCCCUUUAUAGCUGGAGGAAUCGGUAUAACACCGCUAUUGGGGCAACUACCUGGUCUUGAUAUUUCACAUCUUCGAUUGCUCUGGUCAAUUUCCGCGAACGAUAUUGACGUUGUCAAAGAUACAUUCCGGCAAUUUCCCGACUUGGCCGAUUCGUCGACAUUGUUUAUUUCUCAAGUAGACAAGGUGGACGAUAGCUCCAUUCUGAGAAGUUUAGAAGAUAUAGAAGCCACCGGAGUGGCGAUUGAACGUCGACGUAUAAAUGCGAUGGAUCUGAAGCGUAUAUCGGCAAAUACAUUCUACCUCUGUUCAGGCCGUGCUUUACAGACGUCGGUGUUGGAGUGGCUGAAGGGGAAGGAUAUUGUUUAUGAAGAUUUCACCUACUAA